Messenger RNA from Gongylonema pulchrum, 210 nucleotides. The record is from the annotation of a GenBank genome assembly. Lineage: Eukaryota; Metazoa; Nematoda; Chromadorea; Rhabditida; Gongylonematidae.
AUGUUGAUUGGCGGCGGCUACUCGAAUUUUGGUUCGCUUGAUUUUGACAAGACCAAUUUAUUCUCAGUGAGCUUAAUUUUGCUCGAAAGACCACCACGUCUGCAUUACAUUGUGGCACUUUUUCGGAGUAAUAUUGCGGGCAGCUGGUAUUGUCAUGAAAAUCGGGAUGUUAGUGUUGAAGUUAACAUUCUUCUACAUCUCAAAAGCUAA